CCCCCGACCUUUAGGGAAUUAGAACAUAAAACAAAAACCCUCGUCUAAAAAAAAGCCUAAAACCCAUAAAAAGCCCUGCCCUGCCUCUGCCUGCAACUCGCUGCUGCGACUCGCCCCUUCAUUUCAUUCCUCUCUUUCACACUAACCGUCGCGGCUGUUCGAAUUUUUGCGUCCAAAAAGGUUUUUGUUUUCCUUCAACCAAAAAUGGCGGGGCUUGUACCUCCAGUUACCACCACGAUUCCAGCCGAUGCAUCCAAGACGAAGAAAGCCGACGAGAAAACCGAUUACAUGAAUCUUCCUUGCCCCAUUCCUUUCGAAGAGAUCCACCGCGAAGCUCUCAUGUCUCUGAAGCCAGAAACUUUUGAAGGAUUGCGAUUUGAUUUUACCAAAGGACUAAAUCAGAAAUUCUCACUCAGUCACAGUGUAUCUAUGGGCCCAACUGAAAUUCCUUCUCAAUCUGCUGAAACCAUUAAAAUCCCUACCUCUCACUAUGAAUUUGGUGCCAAUUAUAUUGAUCCAAAUUUGAUGCUUAUUGGGAGGGUCUUGACUGAUGGUAGACUCAAUGCAAGAGUGAAAUGGGAUUUGACUGACAAUUUUACUGUGAAGGCUAAUGCUCAGCUCACAAAUGAGCCUCAUAUGUCACAUGGCAUGUUCAACUUUGAUUACAAGGGUAAAGACUACAGGUCUCAGUUUCAGAUUGGAAACGGUGCAUUAUUUGGAGCUAGUUAUUUCCAGAGUGUUUCACCACAUUUAUCCUUGGGUGGUGAAGUAUUUUGGGCUGGUCAGCACCGAAAGUCAGGCAUAGGUUAUGCUGGCCGUUAUGAAACAGAUAAAAUGGUUGCCACAGGCCAAGUUGCAAGCACUGGAAUGGUUGCUUUGAGCUAUGUUCAGAAGGUAUCUGAGAAGGUUUCUCUGGCAUCGGAUUUCAUGUAUAACUACAUGUCAAAAGAUGUAACAGCAAGUGUCGGCUACGAUUACAUCCUUAGACAGUGUCGGUUGAGGGGAAAGAUUGAUUCAAAUGGGUGCACGACUGCUUUUCUGGAAGAGCGGUUAAAUAUGGGUCUAAAUUUUAUUCUCUCUGCUGAGAUAGAUCAUAAAAAGAAAGACUACAAAUUUGGAUUUGGAUUGACCGUAGGAUGAGAUUCGAUUUUAUAUUUCCUCGUAAAAAAGCAAUCGAAGAUGUUUCUCGGUAAGAAAUGAGUUUAAAACAAUGUUGAAUUUGGAGGUGAGCAAUUUUAUCAGUUGAUAUACUUCAUGUUUUUCAGUUUAGAGUUGUAGCAUUUUGUUACAUCAAAUGCAAUAUGAGAUUUGCUUACAA
Messenger RNA from Gossypium arboreum, 1318 nucleotides. RefSeq names its product mitochondrial import receptor subunit TOM40-1-like. Gene Ontology annotation, cellular component: mitochondrial outer membrane translocase complex; mitochondrial outer membrane. Gene Ontology annotation, biological process: protein import into mitochondrial matrix. The record is from RefSeq and is a predicted model, not a curated record. NCBI's taxonomy places the organism in Eukaryota, Viridiplantae, Streptophyta, Magnoliopsida, Malvales, Malvaceae. Bases 205 to 1140 code for a protein of 311 amino acids. Gene Ontology annotation, molecular function: transmembrane protein transporter activity. The transcript is spliced from 11 exons.